UUGGUUAGCCCCCCGGAAACCCUGAUAUCUCGUUAGUUUUAGAGAGGUAAAAACAAUGGCGGAUGCUUUAAGCCCUAAUCCGUCAACGGCGCUGAGGCAGAGGGCACCUAUGGCUUCUCGGCUCCAAUCUCCGACUAGUCCCUUCUUUUUGGGCCCAAACGACGAUCAACUAGAACGUGCUCAAGCUCGGGCUGCACGUGCCUCCGCCAUCCGUCGCAAAUCCAUUGCAGCUACUGCACCUCCUCCACCUUCUGAUCCUUUCCUCUGUAAGGAGCAGAUUAUGGAGUUGUUCCAGAAUUGUAUUAAGCUCGCCAGUGAAAAUAAAAUCAACCAGAAAAAUACGUGGGAAUUGAGCCUUAUAGAUCAUCUUAGCGAGAUAAUUAAAGUUGAAGCAGAAGAUACUAGCGAGACUAAUUUUCAGAAGGCAAGCUGCACACUGGAAGCUGGAGUGAAAAUUUAUUCCUUGAGGGUGGACUCUGUGCAUUCGGAAGCAUAUAAGUUCCUUGGUGGAAUUAAUCGAGUAGGUCGAGAAGAUGACCACGAAGCAAUUUUGGAGACUAAUAAUGGCAAUGUUGAACAAGAGGAGGGCCGUUCUAAGAAAGAAGAGAGGAAGAUGUCGCCUUUAGCAACGUUGGAGUCAUCUUUUGAUGCUCUUAAUGCAAAAAAGUUUGAUGUUGCAUUUGCAGUGGAUCCUCUGUAUCAUCAAACAUCUGCACAAUUUGAUGAAGGUGGAGCCAAAGGUCUCCUAUUGAAUAAUCUCGGAGUAUAUGGUGGCUGUCGAGUACUUUUUGAUUCACUGGAAGCACCAGGGAAGUUUAUGUCUCGUGAAACUCGAAAUGAUAAGUUGGAUAAUAUCGAUCUUUCAUUUGUACGAGAAGAAAUUGAGCAAAUGGUUGUCAACAUGAGGAGAGAGGAUCACAUUUCACCAACUUUGAGGGAUAUUAUCAAUCUGUUUAAUGAAGACAAUAAAAGGAAAUCAAAUUCAUUCUCUGUUGGCCCAAAAACUGCUGAGCAUGUUGAUGCAGUUGAUGAUGACCGAGAUGAGUUUGAUGGGGAUGCAUUUGAGACUUGUAACACCUGGAAUUUUGAUCAUGAUGACCAAGGAAGUGUCGUUGAUGAGCCAGAUCCUAGUUUUCCAGGUCACCAUGUGGAAAAUGAUCCAUACACACUUGAUGAACCUAAUUUAGAUGACAGAUUUGAGAAGGUUGCUGGUUUUUUGUAUUUAGGCUUGGGUUUGACUUCAAAACAAAAUGCAUGGGCUGGUCCUGAUCAUUGGAAAUAUCGGAAGGCUAAAGUUGAUGCUCCUGUUUCAGAAAAUGGAUCACCCUUAACAACUAAGAGACCCAAGAACAGAAAACAAGCUGAAGUUGAUAUCGAUUUCACAAAAUCCUUGGACAAAGAAAUGCUGGAGAUUUUUGCUCCCCCUAAAAACCCUAAGUUGUUAUUGCUACCUCCAAAUAGAGUCUCUUGUAAUAACACACUUCCUGAAGAUUGUCAUUAUCAGCCUGAGGAUCUGGUCAAGUUGUUUCUUCUUCCAAAUGUUUUGUGCCUUGCAAAGAGAGGAAGAAAAGCCUUAGAUGAGCCAGGGCAGCAAAGCCAUGAUUCUGGACCCUUCCCAUCAUGGGACAAUGAUAGUGUGUUUAACGGCCAAUUUGAUGAUGGAGAUGUUCAUAGUGAUGUCGAAGACUCAAGCACCCUUGUGUCUCAGCCGCGCCAGGUAAACAAAAUUGAAGUCCAAUAUGAUAAAACCUCUAAGCAAGUUGAUGUUCAUGCAUUAAAAGAAACACUUUGGAGCUGCAUGCAAGAAUCUAUACAGAUGCCUGAAAUGCAUCCCAAGGCUGUGGUAUCCUUUAAGCACUUAAUGGCCAGCUUUCCUGCCGAUUGCCAAGUUGCAGCUUCUGAGGAUAUCUCCCCCCAUUUGUGUUUUAUAUGCCUCUUGCAUCUAGCUAAUGAGCAUGGCUUAACCAUCCAUGAUUGCCCCAGUUUGGAUGAUCUCCAAGUAUUAUUUCCUCAUGCUGAAGCGAACGUGACAUGAUUCAAGCAUCACCAUGUAUACUUUCUGUAUUUUUUUUUUUCCCUUAUACAUAUUGUACCAGAUGUAACUCACGUCUGGCCUUCAUGUAGGUUCAAAUACCAAAAGACAAUGUAAAUUCAAUAGGUUUGCC
Messenger RNA from Telopea speciosissima, 2165 nucleotides. Its product is annotated as condensin complex subunit 2. The coding region runs from base 56 to 2035 and encodes 659 amino acids. Gene Ontology annotation, biological process: mitotic chromosome condensation. NCBI's taxonomy places the organism in Eukaryota, Viridiplantae, Streptophyta, Magnoliopsida, Proteales, Proteaceae. Gene Ontology annotation, molecular function: chromatin binding. The record is from RefSeq and is a predicted model, not a curated record. Gene Ontology annotation, cellular component: condensin complex. The transcript has 13 exons.